AUGGUUUUCACUACUACAUUCAUUAAAUCAAAACCUUUAAAAUGGAGAGAAAAGAUGGGAAUAUUUUUUCUGUAUUUAAUAGUACAAAUAAAAGACAAAACUAAUACUUAUCAGUGUAUUAUGGGAAAUGAUUGUGUUUCUAUCAAUGGGAAAUCUGUAAACUAUAGUCCACAGAACACAUCAACUUCACUAUCUAGUACAAAUGGAACAUUAAAUAAAGCUCAAUCCAAAGACAGUAUUACUGCUUAUUCAAAUUGUCUUCCUAUGUCUAAUUCAGAUCAAAACGAUGAUCAAUUUUUAUAUAAUCAAAUUCAAGAUGAUAUCCUCAUUAAAAUAUUGAAUAAAAUACAACAGUUAACGGCUAAACUUGAUGCUGAUGCUAAUCCACCAGAGGUAAUCCAAAAUUGUCGUGCAAUUCAAGCCUGUUUAGAUACAAUUAAUGCAAUAAAAAGAGUAAAAUCAAAUCGAUCCGAUGAUGAGUGUAGUAGAUCAGAAGUAUCAUUAGCCUCAUACAAUUCACAUUUUACACAUCAUUUGAAUUCACUAAGUACUAAUUAUUCUAUACAACAGCACAAUGGAUUCUCAUCAUCAUCAUUAUCAGCACCACCACCACCACAACAACAACAGCCCAGUGUUAUUCAACCUUUAUAAAAAAUUUAUUUUUCUAUUUAUACUACGGUUUUCGUUAGUAGCAGUAUUUGUAUCAUUAAUUUUAUUUCCCAAAAAUACCAUGUACGUUCGGUUUUUAAAAUAAUAAUAAUAAUAAUAUUUACGGAUUCUGAUUAUUUUCAUGGAUUUUGUUUUACUUGCUAUGUGUGUAAUCUUAAGUAUGUAGAGCCGUUAUUGAUGUUUACACAAAUAAGCAAGCACUAUUCAGUUUUCUUUUCAUUAUUCCAUAUUACCAUUUCGUAUUUAAAUGCUGCAUUAAACAAAAAAAUUAAAUAGAAUUCUAUGAAACAAUGCUCUCAAUAUCAUACAUACAUAUAUAUAUUAAUGGAAACCGGUGAAGUUUUAAAUUGUAUGAAGUUAACAGUAUUUCUCUCUAAUCCCUUUAUAACGUGUGAAUUAUAGUCGACAAAUGGUGUUGUUAUCUUUGUUUGUCUAAUGACAAAAAGUGAUUUUCAUGCUUAGUUUUGUUUCUUGCUUAGUAAUAAUACAAUGCGUAUCAUUUUAUUUUUUAUAGUUUUUUUAAAUGAAUUUAUAUUUUUCUUCGUAUUGUUUUGAUAUUUACAUUUUGAUUAGUAUUUUCUGUGAAUUUUAAUCUUUUCAUAAUAAACCAGUAUACAUCUAUACUUACAUAUACAUAUAUUGGCUUAAUUAUUUUUCCCUCCUCACAUUUCGAGUAGAAUAUGUAUGAAUGGUU
Trichobilharzia szidati is the source of this 1363-nucleotide messenger RNA. NCBI's taxonomy places the organism in Eukaryota, Metazoa, Platyhelminthes, Trematoda, Strigeidida, Schistosomatidae. The record is from the annotation of a GenBank genome assembly.